GCGGCUGGCACUUUACGCGUGAGAACAAACGCGGGAAGGUGCGCUAGUCUUAAAAGGGGCGUGGUAUGCCAAGCACACGGACAUGGAGUAUCUGUUGUUCCCGAGUAGAUGAUUAUGUCAGCCGUCAAUUACGAUAGAUCGCAACAUAGCUGUGUUCGAAAGCCGAAAGGACAGCUUGACAAUGAAUUGAUAUUCCCAUCACAAUUGUUAUUUGGAGAAGGUAACUACUUUCCACAUGCGACGUAAAUCUCCCAUGUACUUGUCCAUUAUUUUUUUCCUAUAGCAGAAAGGUACACGGGACAAGAUAGACGACAUCUCCAACCUCCGAAUUCCGGUCACCCAAUGGCCGCGAUCUGGGGUAACGGGCGCCCAGGAGGGGCCCAAUUCCCCCUAGAGCAAUGGUUCUUUGAGAUGCCGGUCUGCACGCGAUGGUGGACAGCUGCCACUCUAGCCACGUCUGUCUUGGUUCAGUGCGGCGUUGUCACUCCGUUUCAGCUCUUCUAUAGCUUCCGCGCCGUAUAUGCCAAGUCCCAGUACUGGCGAGUCAUUACAACAUUCAUCUACUUCGGACCCCUUAACCUAGAUCUUCUGUUCCGCGUCUUUUUCCUCCAAAGGUACUCGCGCCUCAUAGAAGAGGCGGCCGGCCAUACCUCAGCCGAUUUUGCGUGGCUGCUCCUAUACGCCACUUCUUUCCUCCUCCUACUAUCCCCAUUACUCUCGCUCCCCUUCCUAGGCUCAGCUCUCUCCUCAAGCCUAGUCUACAUAUGGAGCCGACGGAAUCCAGAAACAAGACUGCAUUUGCUAGGCCUGCUAGCUAUUUCCGCGCCAUACCUUCCAUGGGUCCUAAUCGCAUUUAGCCUUGUCGUGCAUGGGGUCAUUCCGAAAGACGAAAUCUGCGGCGUCGUCGUGGGUCACAUCUGGUAUUUCUUUUCAGAUGUCUAUCCUUCCCUUCAUGGUGGACACAGGCCGCUUGACCCGCCUGCCUGGUGGAGACGAAUGUUCGAAGGAAGAUGACCAUGAAUAGAACCCACCAGUUUCGCAUAAUGCCGAUAAUGACAAACGACAUAGCCUGUCCCGACAAAGGUUAUAUGAAUUCAAAUAGCCUACCUCGCGUCCAUGCGCCUGGUGAAGCCUUUAAUAUUUAUUAUCCUCUUCGGUGUACAACAACAUUCGAUGAGUCCAGUACCCGACAAUCAUCAAAUUGGAAUACCGCCACUGCACGGAGAGCAAACAAAAAGAAUAUUCCAAACCAGACAGCAUGCGUUAGCACAGGACGAAAGAUCGUUUCGGCUACUUGUCGUUUCUACAAAUUUGAGAUAGCGCAUCGAUUCUAGACAGCGAGAAUAUGAGCAAAUUUUAUGGAUGUAUAUAUAUUUUUUUCUCCUUCCCUUUUCUAGCCUCUGUUUCUUUCACCACAUUUUCAUGCUUCUGUGAUAUACUCUAGAUUCUUAAGAUAUUUUCUCUCCUUUGUUUCUAUCAUUCUUGGGCGUCUACAUUGGGAAUAACGCAAAUUAUCAGCGUCGUUUUGAUAACUAGUUACUUUUUUGUUGCUUGUCUUGUCGCUGCGCAUCUAAAUGUCUUAACAGACUUGAUUGGUCCGCCAUAUACCGGCAACGUACGCUUUCUAUUCAUCAGUGCCUUCCAUAUUUCCACACAAUCGGGGAGAUGACUUAUUAUGGGCAUUAACGAAAGAUUCCGAAGAAGCUCAGAUAUAUCAAUAAUAUUUCAGGACACCUAUAAAAGUGUGAGUUCCUGGAUUAGCACCUAUUCAACUGCUCUGUAGCGGAACAGUGAAUAUUGAUUCCUGCUCAAUAUGUUGAACCACGUAUUCAAUCCAUAUUCUCCCCGUUAAAUGCAUUACCUACAAUUCCAAUACCUCCAUCUCUAACGUCCGGACACAGCACCACCAAUGAGGCUAGUGACACCCACAAUGUAGUAGUUUGGCAUAGCUUCAACCGGACCAAAUGUAUCUUUCAAAGAAUGCGGCCGGUCCAUUCGAGCUGGAUUUGACUGGUUAACCGCGAUCGACCAAAUAAAGCAGCAUGCCACUUUACUCUCCUCAAAUUUCUUGUCAAAAACAAAAAGUUGACGA
Messenger RNA from Blastomyces dermatitidis ER-3, 2092 nucleotides. Its product is annotated as ER-associated proteolytic system protein Der1. Gene Ontology annotation, biological process: endoplasmic reticulum unfolded protein response. Gene Ontology annotation, cellular component: Hrd1p ubiquitin ligase ERAD-L complex; endoplasmic reticulum membrane. The transcript has 2 exons. The record is from RefSeq and is a predicted model, not a curated record. NCBI's taxonomy places the organism in Eukaryota, Fungi, Ascomycota, Eurotiomycetes, Onygenales, Ajellomycetaceae. The coding region runs from base 343 to 1014 and encodes 223 amino acids. Gene Ontology annotation, molecular function: misfolded protein binding; ubiquitin-specific protease binding.